Solanum dulcamara is the source of this 758-nucleotide messenger RNA. RefSeq lists its product as uncharacterized. Lineage: Eukaryota; Viridiplantae; Streptophyta; Magnoliopsida; Solanales; Solanaceae. The coding region runs from base 52 to 558 and encodes 168 amino acids. The transcript is spliced from 2 exons. The record is from RefSeq and is a predicted model, not a curated record.
CCUUAUUUAUAUAUUUUCCCUCAUCUAUACCCAUCAAAAAUCAAAAACAAAAUGUCAAAUGCAAGUGAUGAGUUUAGGCUAGUGUCACCAAACAUAAAUCAUGAAGGAAAAUUAGCAAGAAAGUACACAGAUGAAGGACAAGGUGCUCAAAGGAAUAUGUCACCACCAUUAGAAUGGUACAAUUUACCACAAGGGACUAAAAGUUUGUCACUAGUGGUGCAAGAUAUUGAUGCACCUGACCCAAAUGGACCUAUUGUGCCAUGGGUUAUUUGGGUUAUCACUAAUAUUCCACCAACUUUAAAGGGUCUGCCAGAAGGAUUUUCUGGAAAAAGUGAGGAAUUGGGUGGAGAUUAUGCUCAUGUUAAAGAAGGAUAUAAUGACGAAAAAGUCCCUGGAUGGCGUGGACCUAAGUUGCCAAAUCAUGGUCAUAGAUUUGAGUUCAAGCUUUUUGCUUUGGAUGAUCACCUCAAUCUGGGAAACAAGGUGACUAAGGAUAAACUACUGGAAGCUGUGGAGGGUCAUGUUCUUGGAGAGGCUAUUUUUGUUGCCAUAGCUUGAAUGAUAUAAUUUCCAUAAAUUUUCAUGCCUUUGUAUGGCAAGAGGGAGUUGAAAUAGCUAGUGUAAUAAACCAUUAACAAGUGAUAGACCUGAGACCACCGUUGUUUAAUUUCUUGUUGCAUUUGGAUAAUGCCGUAUCCUGAUUCCUACCUAGAAUUGUGUUCUGCUGCCUGCUUUAUUAUAAAAUAUAUAUUUCGAGA